Hemicordylus capensis (graceful crag lizard) is the source of this 4261-nucleotide messenger RNA. Its product is annotated as serine/threonine-protein kinase PLK2-like. Gene Ontology annotation, biological process: protein phosphorylation; regulation of cytokinesis; mitotic cell cycle. Gene Ontology annotation, molecular function: protein serine/threonine kinase activity; ATP binding; protein binding. The transcript is spliced from 15 exons. The coding region runs from base 851 to 2542 and encodes 563 amino acids. Gene Ontology annotation, cellular component: centrosome; spindle pole; cytoplasm. The record is from RefSeq and is a predicted model, not a curated record. NCBI's taxonomy places the organism in Eukaryota, Metazoa, Chordata, Lepidosauria, Squamata, Cordylidae.
AGUCUUGCUGACUGCAGAGAGGAAGGGGAACUCGCUGUGAGGGCUUCCUUCUUUCAUGAAGGACCGCCCGCACUGCCAAUAGGAGCCAGAGCAAGGGAGGUGCUUCCUCCCUCUGGUUUUAGAGGGGCGAAACUGCGAUGCCAGCAUUCGGAUGUAACGCUGGCACCACACAACCAGAGUUGAAGGCAGCUGAACCGAAGGCACAGAGUGGAGUCCGGGGAGGAAAACCGCAGGUCCAUUUUUUCGGCGUAACUCCGGUUGCCCGCAUUCAGACGUACACCUACUGAAACUGGAGGUGAAGGGACCUCAAUUUUCAUGUUAUGUGCAAAUGCAGCCCUCAUGUCUUUUCCUCGGGCAGUCAUGGGUGGGUGGGGAAGUGUGCAUGUUUCUGAGUGUCACAGAAGCCUUCUUCAUACACUUUCUGCCUGCCAAAGGAGUCUCUGUCUGUCUAAUUUAUAUACCGCCCUUCCUAAAGUGGCACAGGGCGGUUUACGUUAAAAUAAAAAACAUAUAAGAAAACAAUUAAAAUCAACAAACAUUUAAAACCAGAUUACAACUCAUUAAAAUUAAAAUUAAGGACUAUAUAUUAUUAAAAGUCAGGCUAAAAAGAUGGGUCUUUAAGGCUCUCCCAAAGGCCUCCAAGGAAGAUAGUGCUCUUCUAUCCACGGGGAGCGUGUUCCACAGCCUAGGGGCAACAGCAGAGAAGAGCCCGGUCCCAGGUCACCAUCAGAUGAAUUGGUGACACCCGAAGAAGAAGGAUCCCUCCUGAUGAUCUCAAUGAGUGGUGGAGAUGUUAUAGAGAAAGACGUUCCCUCAGGGGGCAUUUGGAAGAUGCUACAAGUUCACAGACAUGUCCACCAACAAAGUCUAUGCUGUGAAGGUCGUCUCACAGUCCCGUGUCUCUAGGCUGGACAACCGAGGGAAGGUUGAACGUGAAAUUGAACUGCACAGCAAACUGAAGCACAGAAAUGUCGUGGGCUUCCACAGACAUUUCGCUGACCGGGAGAAUAUCUACAUGGUGCUGGAAUAUUGCAGCCGAAAGUCCUUGGCCCACAUCCUGAAAGCCCGGAAGACGCUGACAGAACCAGAGGUCCGGUUCUACCUUAAGCAAAUCAUCACCGGCCUGCAGUACAUCCACCAACAAGGGAUUAUCCACCGUGAUCUCAAACUGAGUAAUUUUUUCAUCACGAAGAAUAUGCAGGUGAAGAUUGGAGAUCUGGGGCUGGCAACCCAAGAAGAACAGGCCAAUCGGAGGCGUGGAGUGGUCUGCGGGACCCCCAACUAUCUGGCUCCUGAAGUUGUCUCUAAGAAGGGGCACUCCUUCAAAUCAGACAUGUGGGCACUGGGCUGCAUAAUGUACACUGCCCUGACCGGCUGCUCCCCUUUCGAGAUCACGCACAAGCAGGAGAUGUACCAGUGCAUCCGAGAGGGGCGCUAUCCCAUGCCCAGCCACCUCUCACCCAGCGCCCGGGAGCUGAUUGGGAAGUUACUGGCUCCUGACCCGGCUGCCCGGCCCAGCCUGGAGGAGACCCUCAACCAUGCCUUCUUCACCCAGGGCUUCACUCCUGCCAGGCUGUCCUCCCGGGCCUGCCACUCUGCCCCCAUCUUCUCUCUCCCCAACCCUCUCAGGAAAUUCUUCCAGAAAGCUGCCAAGGUUCUUUUUCGGGGCUCCUCUUGCCAGGAGUCCAGGACGGUGAGCCCUUUGCCUCAGAAAGAAAGCCUGCCACGAGGAACACCAUGCUGCCCAGUUAUAGAGGACCCCAGCCUGGGAGAAAAAGAAAAGGAGGACAUGAACAGGACGGAGGAUGCCAGCCACUUGCCUGUGCACUUGCUCAUGAAGGGGUCUUUGAACAAUAGCCGGUCUGAAGCCAAGGAUGGAGAGUGGACACCCGGCAGUGUCCUGGAGACAGUGGACCAAGUGCUGCACACCUGUCUGCAGACCAUCCCCCUGGCAGAGCAGAACCCCGAGAACCAACAUCAGGGGAGCAUCAUCCGGAUGGUUACAAAGUGGGUAGACUACUCCAACAAGUACGGAUUUGGCUACCUGGUCUCUGAUGGGUCGACGGGAGUCCUCCUCGCUGAUGGGACCCACAUCGCGCUCUGCCCUCUGCGCCAGCGCAUCUGCUACUGCAGGGAGGCUCACAAGGCCGCAUACUUCCCCCGGAGAGAGUUCCCCGCUUCCUUGACUGUUAAAGUGGGCAUCCUUAACUUCUUCACACAGUAUAUGCAGCAGCGGCUGCUAGAGGGCGGGCACCAGCAGGCAGAUGCUGGGAGCUCCACGGGUGAUCUGUACCUCCUGCAGUUUGCAAAAUCAGAUGAGGCCCUCUUGAUGCUUUUCAGCGAUGGAACCCUUCAGGUCAAUUUCUACCACGACCGCACAAAGAUUGUGCUGAGUCGGCCAGCUGGGGAAUACCUCUGGACCUUCGUGGACCGCCAGCGACAGGGCACCACCUUCUCGCUGGACACGCUGGCGCGGCAGGGCUGGACGCUGCCCCUCCGGGAGCGGGUGGAGUACGCCCUCCGCAUGCUGCACUGCCUGUAGCAAGCCCCCCCGUCGCCCCUGACCAGACUGCUGGAGACAGGGGAGCGAGACCCGAUCCUCCUCCAUCUGGGACUGUUUGCAGGCUUGUGGGCCAGAUCCUGCUCCCUUCCACAGCACUUUUUUCCCCCCCGAACUGGAAGCUGGGGGUGGCAUUGAUCCUACAGAAUUUGGAUCUGGGGCUUCCAGCUUCCUAGAAGGCGGUGGGUGCAGGGGCGUAGAGGGCUUGCUGGUGCCCAGGGGCCAGGCUGAUGCGCCCCCCCCCCAGUUUGUCUGCAAGCCACACCCCUUGCAUCAGCGUCAGGCGCACAUCAACGCAGGGGGCAUCGUGGCCAGUGUCCAGAAGGGAGGGCGCGCAGCUCCUUCCCCCACUCCUUCCCAGCCAGCACUUUGUUCGGCUGCUGGGUGCUGCCUUUCUCUCCCUCACUUAGAGAGGGAGGCCAAAAAAAGGACCCAGCUGGCGAAUGAAGUGCCAGCUAGGAAGGAGCAGGAGAGGGGCCAUGCCACACACUCUCCGCCAGUGAGUGCUUCAGUCACCAGCUGGAUGUGGGGGGAGGACGUGCCCCGGCGGAGGGGUGAAGGGGUGCCAUGGCGGCCCAGGGACAUUUGUCCUCCCUUGUCGAGCAGUAGCUAUGCCAUGGGGUGGGUGGCAAGGAGACUAGAUGAUAGAGCAGCAUACAGGCGUGUGGAUGUGGUGGUGAGGAGUGUGUGUGUGUGUGUAUCUGUGCGUGCAUGCGUGCACAGGGUGGAGGGUCAUCUUGCCAAGCUGGGCGAGAUCAUUGAAGGAUCGAGGCAGAGAAUGUGGGAAAGGUCAGAGGCAGCAGGGAGGAGCAGAGAAUGCAGGACUGGGGUUCUGGUGCAGGAGGGGAUGGAGAGAAGGGAGCCUGGCAGCAGAGGGAGAGGAAGGGUUUGAGAAAAGGAGGCGGCACUGGAAAGAAGGAUCUCUUCAUUUCCUCCUAGGGGGGAUUCGGUCUGCAUGCAGAGGAGCCCCCGUAGGGCUCUGACAGGGGCUUCCUCCAAGACCCUUCCCUAAAGGCAUUAAACUUCCCUCAGCCCAAGUAAAAUGAAGAGUUGCAGAAUGAAGGGCUGGAGGUUUUCAGAGUGAGUUGAGGCCACUUGAAAGAUGAAGCACAGGGGUGAGUUCAUAGGCAUCAGCCUGUCCUUGCCAGAGGUUUUUGCAGAGCUGGAGGCUUAGCAGGAAAGAGAAGGGAAUGAUCUCCUGACCUGAAGGAAGGAAGAACCCACUGUGAAGGGGUUUCCGUGGUUAAUUCUGCAGGUUGUGUGUCGGUUGCUGUUGGAUGUGAAAGAAAAGUUGGCAGGUGCUCUCUGUAAGAGGGGCUUCCAGAUGUGGACAACUACAACUCCCAUCAUUCCCAGCUGCAGUGGCCUUUAGCUGGGGUAGAUGGGAGUUGUAGACAAUGGGAAAUCCCUGUUGCCAGGAACACUGAUGGGAGGAUUGCAGAGAGGAAAGAAGAAGGGGAGAAUUUUAUUUUAUUUUUAAUUACGCUGGGAAGUUUUGUGGGCAGAGCAGGAUCCUGGCUCACAAAUCGCAGCCUUUGGGGCCAGGGGGGAGCCUGGCUGGCUAUGGGCUCUUGGCGGGGUGGACGACAAUGACCAUAAGAAACGUACUUUGGAGCCUGUCCUAGGACAGAUGUUGUCAUCGUGGCUCUGCAAAAGGAGCCAAACAUUUUUCAUUAAAGUAAUGUGAACACUUGAGCUGUA